Molecule: messenger RNA, 828 nt
Organism: Odobenus rosmarus divergens (Pacific walrus)
Lineage: Eukaryota; Metazoa; Chordata; Mammalia; Carnivora; Odobenidae
Gene: ABT1
Product: activator of basal transcription 1
Exons: 3
Biological process (GO): endonucleolytic cleavage in ITS1 to separate SSU-rRNA from 5.8S rRNA and LSU-rRNA from tricistronic rRNA transcript (SSU-rRNA, 5.8S rRNA, LSU-rRNA); endonucleolytic cleavage to generate mature 5'-end of SSU-rRNA from (SSU-rRNA, 5.8S rRNA, LSU-rRNA); small-subunit processome assembly
Cellular component (GO): nucleolus
Molecular function (GO): RNA binding
Source: RefSeq, a predicted model, not a curated record
AUGGAGGCGGAGGAACUGGAGAGGGAAGGUUCGGAGCCGGAGCCUCUGGAAGGGACAGAUCAGAAACCAGAGGCGGCGGAGGAGCAGGAGGAAUCCGAAGAGGCGGCUUGUGGCGCCAAGAAGCGGGUGGUGCCGGGUAUUGUGUACUUGGGCCACCUCCCGCCCCGCUUUCGGCCUCUGCAUGUACGGAACCUUCUCAGCGCGUACGGCGAGGUCGGGCGCGUUUUUUUCCAGCCCGAGGACGGGUUCGUGAGGCGCAAGAAGAAGGCAGCGGCAGCCUCGGCCGCGGGAGGCAAAAAGCGGUCCAGGUACAGCAAGGACUACACCGAGGGCUGGGUGGAGUUCCGGGACAAGCGAGUAGCCAAGCGCGUGGCGGCCAGUCUUCACAACACGCCCAUGGGAGCCCGCAGGCGCAGCCCCUUCCGUUACGACCUGUGGAACCUCAAGUACUUGCACCGUUUCACGUGGUCCCACCUCAGCGAACAUCUUGCCUUUGAGCGCCAGGUGCGCAGGCAGCGCCUGAGGGCCGAGGUUGCCCAGGCCAAGCGUGAGACUGACUUCUAUCUUCGAAGUGUGGAACGGGGACAGCGCUUCCUUGCCGCUGAGGGGGACUCUGCUCGCCCGAGUGGCAGCUGGAGCUUUGCCCAGCGUCCUACUGAGCAAGAGCUGAGAGCCCAGAAGGCGGCUCGGCCAGGGGGACGAGAACGGGCUCGCCUGGCAAAGGCCCAGGACCAGGCUCGCUCCAGCCGAGGGCUGCUUGCCAAGAUCUUUGGAGCGCCCCCACCUUCGGCGAGCAUGGAGGAACCCUGACCAGUCAGGGACUCUUGA